This is a messenger RNA of Trichomycterus rosablanca, 2987 nucleotides long. RefSeq names its product shugoshin 2 (gene sgo2). Bases 103 to 2820 code for a protein of 905 amino acids. Gene Ontology annotation, biological process: meiotic chromosome segregation; meiotic sister chromatid cohesion. The transcript is spliced from 8 exons. The record is from RefSeq and is a predicted model, not a curated record. Gene Ontology annotation, cellular component: kinetochore; chromosome, centromeric region; nucleus. Lineage: Eukaryota; Metazoa; Chordata; Actinopteri; Siluriformes; Trichomycteridae.
AAUCUAAUGUUACUUUAAAAUCCUUAUCGAAUUUAAAUUGUUAGUAAUAAUCACGUUUACACGCGUCAAUAAUCAUCAAUCCUGUUACAUGAAGAUAUUAAAAUGGCUCUUACAAUGAUGAUGGAGAGGAAACCAAACUCAAUAAAGCACACCGCCGCCAAGAUAAAGACCAAAAUCCACAACACAUCAUCAUUCUUCAAGCUCUCUCUGAAAACUAACAACAAGGCCCUUGCUCUUGCUCUGGCUGCUCAGAAGCAGAAAACCAGACAGCUGGAGACAGAGACGGUGCGUUUGCAGAAAGAUGUGCAGAGCCUGAACUUUGACCUUGCCAUUCAACGUCAUAAAAACAAACAAAUGUUUACGGUUCUGCGUGAGUUUUAUAACAACUCUAUCAACUGCAUGGCAAAAGCGGUGGACCUUAUAUCCAAAGAAGAGUCAGCCGAAAGCUUGGACACAGAGAACACUGAGGAUGCUUGUCAGAUUGAAAAAGAUCUAUCUGCAGUGUUCCCCGAGCGGAGGAAAACAAGUCCACUCAAACGUGUACAACAGGAAGAAGUUAAAACCUCAAGAGUAAAUGUAUUCAUGGUACAUGAUAAUCAACCUCACCAAUCAUCUCCAAUCAGCAAAGAGAAUCCUCCUAGUCUGGAAACGGAUCAUACUGCACCUCAGAAUACCAUGUAUGACUCAGAAAUGGAAAUUACAGUAGUUGACACUGCUGCUGAAAUAGUCACAGUUCAAACUAAGCCAAGGAGACACUGUGAGAAUGAUGAGGAAGAACGGGAAGACAACAGAAAGAUUUCAAGGAGUUCAUCAAGCAGAACAGCUAGCAUUGUUGCAUGUAAUAUGGAAUCAGCAGAAGAGUCGUGUCAUUUGAAAGAUGUUACUGUGAUUGACUCAGCGGAAACACAACUCCAAGAAAGUAUGAGUCUAUGCACUUCAGUUUGCAGCAGCAAGAAUGAAAGUUUGCCACAGCAGCCAGAGCCUUCAUAUGUCCCGAGGGAAUCAGUUACUGCUCGCAGAAAGACUUACGGCACUUCUCGUUCCACUAAAAGCAACAAACGAUGUAAUUCUCAAAAAAUCACUGCUGGAUUUUCAGAUCCAAGAAAAACCUACGUAGUGACUCCACUCUCCUCCAAUAGUAUUUCCAACUCUAGUGAUCUGGAUGACUUUUUCAGUGACACAGAGGUGCAAAGCCAAAGAAAGAGCAAAAACAUCUCAAGUGAUGGUAAUUUUUGUAAAGAGAAAUGCAUAAAGGUUGAAACUGAGACAGAGAAACUGCAGAAUGAAGGGACUAACCUCAGGAAAACCUUUGUUGUUCCAGACAGAUCAAAACCAAAACGAAGCAGAAAGACAAAAGUUUCAUCAUUCCAUAUGGAUUUAUUCCAAGAUGAACUACAUGAGCAGGAGAGCGCUGUGUUAAUUGAUGCUUCUUCUAUAGAUGAUACUGGAUCUACCACGGUACCUAUUUUAUUAAACGAUUUCAAGGAAAUCUCCAUCCAUAAAGAAAAGCCUAAAAGUAAAAGAUCAACACGGGGACAUCAACCCAAUACAAUGAAAAGCAGAGCAACCUAUGUAGUAAGUACCAGCCAAAAUAUACUCUGCAAUGACAUUGUGAAUGAAACUAUAGACAUUCAUGCUGAAGAUACAGCAGAUAAUGUUUUGCUGGAAAACAAGCUCACUGAGGAACAGCAAGUAGAGCAAGAUGAUUCUUGUAUGGCCAGAAACAGAUCUUUUUCAGACAACUCGAUGGCUGUUAAAGAAAAACACACAGAAAAUGUCUCUGAAAUGUCCACAGCAGGACACAUUAAACCCAAGAAGCUAAAGACAGGAGAGAUAAAGAAAGUCAAGAAGAAGAAUGUAACAACAAGAGAAAAUGCUCCCGGGAAAAGAAGAGGACCAAAAUGCAGCUCUACUCAAAAUGAUAUGCCAACUAAAAUUCCAGUUCUGUCGUCCAGUCUAAAGGAAAACUGCACUUCCACUAAUUCAUCACAGCUGCCGUUAGAAGAAUCACAUUGUUCUGCUUUUGAGGGAGGCUUUGUGAACGAGUCAAGCCCCGAGUCUGAGAAGACAACCACUGUACAUUCAAGAAUCUUUAACCUUAAUAAAGACUGGGGUACAAGUUAUGACACUAAAGUUACCUCAAAAGCUGCCAAUCCAAGACAUUCAAGACAGACAAACACCCAAGAUCUGAAAAGUAAGUGCAGAGGAACGUUUGUUGUGAUGCCCAGUAGCAAUCUACCAUUAACAGAAAAGGAAAACACAGCCCCUUUAAACAACAGCUUUGAAGAGAAUGAAGAAUGUGAGACUUCUCGUCUCUCAGACAGGAUGUUUGUUCCUAAUCAGAGUCAUGACAGCCAGUCAACACCAAGAAAAACUGAUCGGCUUGGACAGACACAGAGUGAACUAUUCGAUGAAGAGAGGCCUCCAUGGGAAUCCCUUGAUUUUGGCUUCUCUGGGAGUCCGACAUGUUACAGUCCUGUGAAUGAUGACAGAGAAUCGCAAGCCACCUCACAAAGAAGACUGGACAUUUCACAAACUAUGGACACCUCGCAUACUAUGGACAUUUAUGAGGAACCUGGUUAUGACACGACACACCAGUCUCCAGUUGGGAGGGCAAUGAAGAGCUUAACCAACACAGACCUGACAGCCCCGGGUCGAACUCGCAGGAAGGCAGCACUGGUGUCCUACAGGGAGCCUCCUCUUAACUGUAAAAUGAGACGUGGGGACAAGUACUCAGAUACCAGAUUUUUAAGUUCUCCAGUGUUUAAGGACAAAAAGAAGCGAUUGAAGAAAAAUAAGAAUGAACUCCCAAUUUAUUAAUAGUAUUUUAAACUUGUGCAGUGUUUUAAUGUGUUUGUGUUCCAAUAAAAUUUGUUUUAUUUUUAAGUGUAUUUUAUUGUACAGUACUGUAAUCUAUAAGUUAUCAGGUUGUUUUAUAUUUUAGAGCUAUAAACUAGAUUGUUCAAAUAAAAAUCUACAAAGAUUAA